AUGCUGUCGUCCAUCCAUUUUUUCUUCUUUAUAUCUUUCUCUUUCUCUGUCUCUCUCUCCUCUCUCUCUCUCUCACUCUUUCUUCCUCAUUCCCUUUUUUCAUCCUCUCUUUUCUUCCUCAAUUUCAGUUUCGUUCUUUUUCUUCUCUUUCUUCUUUCCUCCUUUUAUUCUCUUUCCAUUUCAUUUCUCCUUAACCGUGUCUCAGUCUUUUUCCUGAUCUAUCUAUCUAUCUAUCUAUCUAUCUAUCUAUCUAUCUAUCUAUCUAUUUAUUUAUUUAUUUCAGUCUUUUCCCAGAUCCAUACACAUAUCCUAUCUCACUCUGUUUAUAUCUAUCUAUCUAUCUAUCUAUCUAUCUAUCUGAGGUUGCUCAUUAUGUAUUUGGAGAGUUUUUUUCAUUAUUCUAUCUAUGUCAGUCUGUUCAUCUUCUAUCUAUCUAUCUAUCUAUCAAUUUCUGUCUGCUCAUAUCUAUCUAUAUAUCUCAUAUUUUUUCAAAUCUAUAUAUCUAUAUAUCUCAGUCUGUGCAUAUCUAUCUAUCUAUCUAUCUAUCUAUCUAUCUAUCUCACCUAUCUUAAUCUGUUUCUAUCUAUCUAUCUAUCUGAGGUUUUCAUUAUGUAUUUAGAUGUUUCUUUUCAUUAUCUAUCUAUCUGUCGAUCUAUCUGUCAGGCUGUUCAUAUCUAUCUAUCUAUCUAA
This is a messenger RNA of Acanthosepion pharaonis, 690 nucleotides long. NCBI's taxonomy places the organism in Eukaryota, Metazoa, Mollusca, Cephalopoda, Sepiida, Sepiidae. The record is from the annotation of a GenBank genome assembly.